Ilex paraguariensis (yerba mate) is the source of this 225-nucleotide messenger RNA. The record is from the annotation of a GenBank genome assembly. Lineage: Eukaryota; Viridiplantae; Streptophyta; Magnoliopsida; Aquifoliales; Aquifoliaceae.
GGUCUAGGGUUUACGAAGGAGAAGAAGAAGAUAGAGGUGGUGUUGAAUGACGGGCUGGGUAAGAAGGUUCAGGUGAAGUGCAAUGAUGACGACACCAUCGGCGACCUCAAGGAGCUCGUCGCUGCCCAGACCGACACGCAAUCCUACAAGAUAAAGAUCCAAAAAUGGUACAAUAUCUACAUGGACCACAUCACCCUCAAGGACUACGAGAUCCAUGAUGGCAUG